UUGGCAUUCAGAUAUUUUGAUACUAUUGGGCCUUAUAUAAUGAAUUGAUGACAAGAUUUUAGGCUCUUAGAUCAAUUGUGUUUAAUAUUCCAAUCCUUGGAAAAAAUGCGGGAUUUAAUCAAUAAUUGUGAUGAAAACUCGUGUAAUAAUGGCUUCAUCAAUUCAUUUAUCCUUGAACCAACGAUUAUUUGGGACAGAAAAGUGCCAGACACAGAGUUGGAUAAAUUUAAAAAAGUCAUUGAAGAAAAAUAUAAUAAGAAGUUUGAUUCUUACUGGGACUUUCACAAAUGGACUGUUGAUAAUUUCGUAGAUUUCUGGAAAGAAAUGUUUCAUUAUUUUAAUGUUAUCGCCUCGGUGCCUUAUGAGAAGGUGUUUGUCAAGAAAGGCAGUAACAUUCUAGAUUGCGAAUGGUUCCCUGGAGCUCGACUCAAUUACGCAGAAAAUAUCUUAAGAAUCAGGGAUAAUAGAACAGCCAUCAUCUGUCUGGAUGAACAUGAAAAUGAAGAAACCAUAACUUUUGCUGAAUUAUACGAGCAAGUGAAACUUUAUGCCGCAGCAUUUCGAAAACAUGGACUAGAGAAGGGCGACAGAGUUGGAUGCUACCUGUCAAAUAGAAAAGAGGCUGUUUUUGCGAUGUUAGCAGCGACAAGCAUAGGUGCCAUCUGGGGUGGGCCUUUACCAUAUUAUGGCUCUCGAGCAGCUUCAAACAUUUUAAAAAUGAUGGAUCCCAAACUAGUUAUCGCUGGAGAUGGCUUUUAUAAUUAUGGAGAACUGUAUUAUCAGCUGGACAACUUAUCAACGAUUGUGGAAAGUCUUCCAAACUUGACAAAGCUAAUCAUUGUUCCUACUCUGAAGGACACAUUAUCCAAGGACAUAUCCAAUAUCCCAAAAAGCAUCUUUCUAAAGGACUUCCUGGAAAGAGGCAAGACACCUGGUGGCAAUGUACCAGAUCUUGUAUUCGAACAACUUCCCUUCGAUCAUCCCAUAUCUAUCAAUUUCACAUCAGGUACUACAGGUUCACCCAAAGGAGUAGUACAUUCUGCAGUAACUUUUCUUUCGCUUUUGAGAGAUUUUAUAUUUCAUUUGAAUUUGAAGAGUGGAGACGUUGCUUACAGCCAUUGUGCGGUUGGGUGGAGUGUCUGGGAUUAUCCAUUUCCCACUCUUGCGUUAGGAAUCAAGCAAUUUCUAUUCGAUGGAGAGCCAGUAUAUAAAACGAAAAACUUCGAUUUAUGGACAGUUUUAUCAAAAUAUAAAAUAACAUAUGCGUUCAUUUCGACUUGCUAUUUUGACGGAUUGGAAGUUAUGAAUGUAUGGAAUGAUCAUCCAAAUCUAAGCUUCGAUCACUUGAAGGUUUUCACCAUGGGAGCUAGUCCUGUCAAGAAAAGAAAUUACGAUUUCAUUUACAAAAACCUGAAGAGAAAUGAUAUCUUCAUUGGUAGCCAAUACGGAGCUACAGAAAUGUUUGGCGAUUUUACUGGCUUUGACUUCAACACGAUUUCCUAUAUGGGUGAAUGCCAAGUUCCUGCUUUGGGAGUCGAUCUUCAAUGUGUCGAUAAACAAGGGAAACCAGUUGUUGGUCAGAGGGGAGAAGUUGUAGUGGCAACCCCUUGUCCUUCAUUUCCCGUAUGUCUUUGGGGCGACAAAGGUAACAAGAGAUUGUAUGACACAUACCUGAGCAAAUACGAAGGUGUUUGGUGCCAGAACGAUGAAGGAUGGAUUAACCCUAAGACAGGAGGAAUUGUCGUCAUCGGAAGAAGCGAUGAUAUAAUGACCCAAUAUGGAGAGCUAAUGAGUGCUGCUGAUAUAUAUUUCGCAAUUGAUAAUAUCAAAGAAGUGGUCGACUAUUUGUGUGUCGAGCAAAUGUGGAAAGAGGAAUCUCGAGUCAUUCUCUUCGUGAAGCUCAAAGAUGGACUCACUUUAACAGACAAUAUCAUAAAGAAAAUGGCUAUUAUGAUUAAAAAUGAAUUCGGAAAAUCAUACGUACCGCAAGUCAUAUUACAAGUGCCAGACAUACCGUAUAAUUUGAACAACAAGAGAAUGGAGAGCGUUGUGAGAAAGAUAGUAGCUACAAACAAGAUACCAGAAGUAGCGAAUAUCAAGAAUCCCGAGAGUUUGAAACAUUUCUUUAAUAUCCCUGAACUGACAGACGAAAACAUAGAGGCAAUACACCCCUUGCAACGAGUCGAAGAAGAUGAAUGUAGACGAAUUUUGUAGAUAGAUGAAAUAAUAAAAUGUGUUUCUAUGAA
Molecule: messenger RNA, 2246 nt
Organism: Argiope bruennichi
Lineage: Eukaryota; Metazoa; Arthropoda; Arachnida; Araneae; Araneidae
Product: acetoacetyl-CoA synthetase-like
Exons: 18
Coding region: 106-2214 (702 amino acids)
Cellular component (GO): cytosol
Molecular function (GO): acetoacetate-CoA ligase activity
Source: RefSeq, a predicted model, not a curated record